AUGGGUGGCAAAGGUGGUGGCGGUGGAGGUGGCAAAGGAGGAGGUGGUGGUGGCAAAGGUGGGGGUGGAGGUGGAAGUGGAGGUGGCAAAAGUGCUGGGGGUAGCUCUUCAAAGGGCGGCGGUGGCGGUGGCAUGAUGGUUGCUCCAGGUAGUGGAGGAGGGUCGCACAUUUCAAGGGACACUUUUGAAAGUAACCCCCAGGGUUAUUUUUCUGGCCUUCAUUCUAGUGAAAAGGGAAAUAAAUAGAAUAGAUGCUGCCAUUUGAUGUUGUUAUUGAGUGCAACUUUGGCAAGGCUCUCUUAUUAAU
Quercus robur (English oak) is the source of this 307-nucleotide messenger RNA. Its product is annotated as putative glycine-rich cell wall structural protein 1. The coding region runs from base 1 to 246 and encodes 81 amino acids. The record is from RefSeq and is a predicted model, not a curated record. Lineage: Eukaryota; Viridiplantae; Streptophyta; Magnoliopsida; Fagales; Fagaceae. The transcript has a single exon.